CGGGCUGCCUGUGCUUCUUUCACAAAACAAUAAAACAAGAUGGCGGAAGGCAGUGAAUCGGCACUUGCUGGGCUAAGCACUCAACAGAUCUCUCAGAUCCAAACAGCAUUCAACUGCGAUCCCAAAAAUCAAUUGAGUCUGAAUCUAGGGACACGUAAUGAACCUUUAGAUUUGUGUCUUUCUCGCCAGGUUGUUGAGAAAACAAACCAUGUCUUCAACCACAAGGUCAAUGAAGUCAAGCCUAUGACUAACCAGAAAUCCUCUGGUCGUUGCUGGAUAUUUGCACUACUGAACUGUGUACGACAAAAGUUUGUGCAAAAUAUGAACUUAGAUGAAAUGGAGUUCAGUCAACAGUAUCUUUUCUUCUGGGAUAAAAUCGAAAGGUCUUACUUCUUUUUGAACAAUUAUGUUGAAUUGGCCAAGAAAAAUGAAGAUCCGGAUGGUCGUCUAAUGAUGUACUUGCUUAGUAAUCCAAUGAAUGAUGGAGGCCAAUGGGAAAUGUUGGUAAGCUUGGUUGAAAAGUAUGGCUUAAUCCCCAAGUCUGUUUGGCCAGACUCCACUAGUGCUAUAAGGUCGCGGCGAAUGAAUGCAAUCUUGAACAAUAAGCACAGAGAAUGCGCCAUGGUACUCAGGAAGAUGGUCAAAGAUGGUGCUAGCGAUGAGGAAAUUGAAUUGAUGAAAAAUAAAAUGAUGGCAGAGGUGUAUCGUAUCGUAGCAAUCUGUUUGGGUACCCCUCCCAGCACAUUCACCUGGGAGUACUAUGACAAAAGUAAGAACUACAAAAAGAUAGAGGGCCUGACACCUUUGAAGUUCUAUAAUGACUACAUCAAACCAGUUUUCACCAUACGGGACAAGGUCUGCAUUGUGAAUGAUCCAAGGAAUGAGUAUAACAAGCUCUACACAGUAGAGUACCUGGGAAAUUUUGCAAAUGGUCCAAAAGUUGUGUACUUAAAUCAGCCAAUUGAAGUCCUAAAAUACCUAGCAGCAGCAUCCCUCCGAGACAAUGAGGCUGUUUGGUUUGGAUGUGAUGUUGGAAAGCAUUUCGAGGGGAAGCUUGGAGUCCUAGACCUUGAAAUUCAUAAUUAUGACUUAGUAUUUGGUAUAUCUCUGCUGGGGCUGGACAAGGCACAGCGUCUGGUCUAUGGUGAAUCUCUCAUGACACAUGCCAUGACAUUCACUGGACUUUCAUAUCAGGACACAGGAGACCAGUCAGGAGAAAAAUCUGGAGUUGAACAGAAAUCAGAAGGCGAAGAGAAACCAGUGACUCUAAAACCAGUCACCACCACAAAAUGGAGAGUCGAGAACUCAUGGGGGGAUGACAAGGGUGACAAGGGGUAUCUGGUCAUGACAGACAACUGGUUUAGUGAAUAUGUCUAUGAAGUUGUUGUAGACAAGAAGUAUGUUCCAGCAGAACUACUUGCUAUUCUGAAACAGGAACCAGUGGUGUUACCUGCGUGGGAUCCUAUGGGUGCCCUUGCUUGUGUCCACUGUGGGGAAACACCAUAGAGUAUUCUAUCAACUAGGAAUGCUUGAAUUUCAAUAUUAAUAGAAGAUGGCAAAAAUGAACACUGCACUACGUUUUGAAGCACUUAUGAUUUUGUUAUGCAUUUUUCACUUUCUUAAAAAUUUGUUGAAACAUGUACACGUGGAACGCAUGUUUUGUUCGGAGCCACCAAAGCUCCGAACCAAAAAAACUCGAUCAGCAUGACAACAAUCCAGUUCAACAAAGUUACUGCAUUUUCAUAAAAAUGUGAACUGUGUCUGUUAGCUGCACCCUGAAAUUGGUUUUUCGCUGCUGCCAGUCAAAAAUAUGAAAAGUACCAACUGAUUAGGUUUGAUUGACGGAAGCGAACAAACCAAAUUUCAGCGUGCAGCUCGCAGACAGAGUUCGCAUGUUUAUGAAAAUCGCAGUAAUAAAAUGUGUAUCAACUGUGGGUACAGCCUGGAAUUUAAUUUAAUUUAAUUUCGAAAAAAACUCACAAAAGCAAAAGUUACAUUAAAUCACAUACCAUUUUAAUAGAAACUUUCUCUCUGGCUUUACAAUUCUUUACCACCUAUACAACUGGAUUACUAUUAGUUAACAGUAAGAAUGACUCCAUGAUAAUACAAUUCUUAUUAAGUAACAAAUGAAGCCAAUCAGCAAAAUAUUUUCCCAUCCAGAAAUGAUUUAAGUUAGCAACAUACUAAACGUCAAAGUCGCCAUGUUGGAAGAACUGGACAGUAUAUUAGGUGAUGGGAUUGUUUUGUCAUAUCCUCCAACAUGGUAAAUGAGUCUUUUUGUUUCCUUCGGAAAGGAUAAGGGCAUACUACAAAGAAUAAAGCUUAUAUGAUAAUACGGAAAUCAUUACAGAUUGGUUCGCAACCCAAGUUAUAGAGCGAAAUUGUCUAAAAUUGAUCCCGACCAACUACGAUUGGGCAUGAUACAUCAUACAAAAGUGAAUUAAGGCUCAUUAACCUUGGUGGUUGGAACUUACAUUACUUUGUUGUACAGUGACAGAACUUCUUCUAGAGACAUAAAUGUAGCAAUGAUAUAUUGAUAAUAUCAGUGGAAACAGUUUCACAGCCGCACGCAAUCACAGAAAGGGGGAAGAAUCAGCAUAAAGAAAGAGGAGGGAAGAAUAGAUGCAAAAACGUAGGGAUUAAAAACGUCCUCAGUUUUGUCUAGCUUGUGCAAAAACUCGAUUGUAUUGUUUAAGUCAUGUCAAUGGGUGAUGGUACUAUUGUAGAACUCUGUUGUCGGUCACAUAACAAGGUUUUAUAAAACGGUAAACGCUAAAAUAAAUACACAUAAAAUUU
Molecule: messenger RNA, 2796 nt
Organism: Actinia tenebrosa (Australian red waratah sea anemone)
Lineage: Eukaryota; Metazoa; Cnidaria; Anthozoa; Actiniaria; Actiniidae
Product: bleomycin hydrolase
Biological process (GO): proteolysis; L-homocysteine catabolic process; response to toxic substance
Cellular component (GO): cytoplasm
Molecular function (GO): cysteine-type aminopeptidase activity
Source: RefSeq, a predicted model, not a curated record